Anguilla anguilla (European eel) is the source of this 4931-nucleotide messenger RNA. It is a transcript of the gene g3bp2, whose product is annotated as GTPase activating protein (SH3 domain) binding protein 2. Gene Ontology annotation, cellular component: ribonucleoprotein complex; cytosol. The transcript has 13 exons. Gene Ontology annotation, molecular function: mRNA binding. The record is from RefSeq and is a predicted model, not a curated record. NCBI's taxonomy places the organism in Eukaryota, Metazoa, Chordata, Actinopteri, Anguilliformes, Anguillidae. The coding region runs from base 237 to 1763 and encodes 508 amino acids.
GGGGUGAGACGAUAAAAUAGUCUAUCGCUUUAAAUCACAAUCUCUGAUAAAGCAGAGAUCAUAAAGUCCUGGUGGAAAUUGGGGAAAUCACAGACCAGUCUUUUUGCUAAAUAUAACUUGCAGAAUUAUAUUUCAGAGUGCCGUUGACGAGUUGUAAUAUUAAUACUGAUCAUUCCGUUUAUCACUGUGUUCAUUUAGGUAGGUAUUUUAAGCAUUCUGAAUUGCGUACCAAAGAAAUGGUGAUGGAGAAGCCAAGUCCCCUGCUUGUAGGGCGGGAGUUUGUGAGGCAGUAUUACACACUCUUAAACAAGGCGCCAGACUUUCUGCACAGGUUCUAUGGAAGACACUCCUCCUAUGUUCAUGGUGGGCUGGAUGCCAGCGGGAAACCGGCAGAGGCUGUAUAUGGGCAAGCUGAGAUCCACAAGAAGGUGAUGUCCCUUCAGUUCAGUGAAUGCCACACGAAGAUCCGGCACGUGGAUGCCCACGCCACCCUGAACGAUGGCGUUGUGGUUCAGGUCAUGGGGGAGCUCUCCAACAGCGGACAGCCAAUGAGGAAGUUCAUGCAGACCUUCGUGCUCGCUCCUGAGGGUUCGGUGGCCAAUAAGUUCUACGUGCACAAUGACAUCUUCCGCUACGAAGACGAGGUGUUUGGCGAUUCCGAGGCCGAGCUGGAAGAAUCUGAAGAGGAGGUGGAAGAGGAACAGGAAGAGCGGCAGCUCUCGCCAGAGCCCCUCCAGGACAGCCCCAGAAGCACCGCCUACUACGAGCAGCAUCCUGUGACUAAUGGCGUGGAGGAGGCACUGGAGGAGCCUGCUCCUGAGGCAGAACCUGAGCCUGAGCCAGAGGAGGUGAAGAAGGUCGAGGAGGAGCCCAAGCCCAAUAUCGAGGAGAAGGUUCUGGAAGAGCUGGAGGAAAAAGUGCCGUCUCCCGUUCCAGUGGAGUCCCCGCCCCACGCCCAGGAGCAGCCGAAGACCUUCUCUUGGGCUUCAGUGACCAGUAAAAACCUGCCUCCUAGCGGUACCACGACUUCCUCUGGAAUUCCUCCCCAUGUUGUUAAAGCCACAAGUUCACAGCCGAGAGUGGAGCCCAAGCAGGAAGCCCAGCCGCCCGUCCCGCGGGCGAGAGACCAGCGCACGCGCGAGAGGCCUGGGUUCAUCCCGCGGGGACCCCGACCCGAUGGAGUGGCGUCGUCGGAUUCGCAGGCAGGAAAGCCGCACUUCAGCUUCAUAAACAAAGGGAGGGGAGAUUCGGAAGCCAAUGAGAUGGAGGGCCGGCGGGUCGUGAGGUAUCCAGACAGCCACCAGCUCUUCGUCGGCAAUCUGCCACACGACAUCGACGAGAGCGAACUGAAGGACUUCUUCAUGACCUUUGGAAAUGUCGUCGAGCUGCGCAUCAACACCAAGGGCGUCGGAGGGAAGCUGCCCAACUUUGGCUUCGUGGUCUUCGAUGAUUCUGACCCUGUGCAGAGAAUUCUGGGUGCAAAGCCCAUCAUGUUCCGCGGCGAGGUGCGGCUGAACGUGGAGGAGAAGAAGACGCGCGCCGCGCGCGAGCGGGAGACCCGCGGCGGGGACGACCGCCGGGACAUGCGCCGCAACGACCGCGGCCCCGGGGGGCCCCGCGGCAUCAUGGGAAGCGGAAUGAUGCGGGAUCGGGACGGGCGGGGCCCUCCUCCGCGCGGCGGGAUGGCUCCCAAGCCGGGCCUGGGUUCGGGAAGAGGAGCCGGGCAGGGCGGGGAGAGCCGAUUCACCACCCAGCGACGCUGAGUGCGCCACCUGCAGUUCGGAAGUAGUACCACGUUCUUCAUCUUUGCGUUCUCGUUAACGAAAUCUACAUAAAUAUAUAUACUUUUUUGGCUUUGGAAUGUGACACAGCCUGUCAACCAUUUCUUUGAUGUGAAAGACAAAAAAAGAAAAAAAAAAAGAAAAAAAGCGCAAACAUCGUUAGUUUACCAACUCUGAGCCGAGCCUCCUUGUCCGGUUUCUCAAGAGUUUGCAAACGUUCAUUUUUAAUUUGAAAAGAAAAAAAAAAAAGCGAAAUAAAAACAGGAGAAAAUCUGCAAUGUGAAACAGGGACUGAUCAGACUUUACCGUAGCACAGCCCCUCAGAAGAGAUUAAAGCGCCGGCCUCGCGCUGCAAGCGGGGAUGCCCUUCGGAUUCCUCCUCUGCACAUUUUGUAUAAAUGCGAUCUGCCCGUUACUGUGGAAACAAGAGGUGCAAAUUUUGUGCAAUUGGAAAGCUUGCCUUUUUAUUUUCUUUAAAAAAAACAAAAAAAAAAAACACUGCUUAAAACUAAAAAAAAAAAAACAAAUUGCAUUUAUGCACUCAUCAAUAUGCACUAAUGGGUACUUGUCAUUUUACGCCGACAUCGUUGGGACGACGCUGGAGGUCCCCUCACAGUUGCCAGUCUCUUGGCUUAGACAAAUUACUGGCAGGUCCUGAUCGCCACCUGCCGCGACCAAUACUCUUUCACAUCUCUGACCCUUAACUAUGUUUCAAUUACUGCUGGGGGGAAAACAAACCGCAAGUAUUUUCUUGUGAAUUAAAUUAAUAAAGAGCAAAUCCUGGACUUCAAACGGAACACGGAUGGGAAAAUAAGCUCAGCACUAGGACAGUUUGAUGGCUCUCUCUGUUUUAUUUUUUAUUUUCAUGUUUUUCUACCGUCUAACCAACAUUGCCCGACCGCGAUGCAGGGGUUUUUCGACUCCUCCCAUCUGAGGAAAUAUGGGUAUAACAUAAUAAAUGUACAGCAAAAUCAUAGCUUACUGUAUUAUUUUCUAUUGGCUUUUAGUUUUCAAAAGCAUGAUGGUGCCUUUUGUUACAUCCUUCCAGUCUUACUGAUGAGACUGUGCUUUGAAAAGCACUUGUUAUUGACAGAGGAGCUGUUGCAGUUGUGGUAAUAUUUCAGUACAUUGCACUAUCCUGGUAAGACAAAGGGUUACAGGUACAAUUUAUACAAUCCCAGGCUGCCCACCUAUAUUUGACUUCAGGAAAGUUGCUGUAAUUUUUACUUUUUUUUAUUUUUAUUUUUUAAUGAAUAUAUACACUUGUUUAUAGUUUCUGUUCCUGGUUGAAAAGACAGUCAAUUGAGAAACUUGCCAGGGAAAAGGCGCCUGAAUUCUUUUCUCUCCAAAUGCUAUGAAUGGUUUAAAGUUGCAGUUGCUUCCAUUUGCUUUCCAUAGUCCAAUGUGUCUUUUUGGAACUGCUUCUUGCCACGAAAGCAUCUUCGAUAAAGUCAGAUGGAGAAAUGAGUGAACUGCUUGGUUUCUACGAGUGUGGGUGCUGUUCUCCGGGCAGGGGUCUCCUGGGGCAGCUUUACCAGUCUGCGCCAGCUGGAAGUGAGGAGAAGAUGCAGGGUUUGGACUGGAGAAAUUAAUCAUUACCUUGCCAUCCAGGGACCAAGGCGGGUGACUGUCUGGUUUCUGUAUAAAGACCCCAGAAUCCCUUUGGGCUACCUGGCGAGAGUCACACUUCCAAACAGAAGUACUCACCCUGGUCCUUCCUGGUCACUAACAAGCAAAUGCAUUGUUAACAAAGCUAAUAUUUAAUACAUUUACACAUUUUCUCUUGCCACCAGACCCCCAAGUACACUUGGUUCUUCUGUUCAAGCCUUUUCUGUUUUGACACACCAAUGUUAAUUGUAGUGGGGACACCCAUCAGUGUCGUUUCAACCCCAGAGCCUCGUGAAAAGUCAAUAAAUGGCCUGCCAAUGGGAUCAAAUGUCAUAUCGCUGCUAUUUUGAAAGGGAGACCUGAGCUGAAUCCUGUGGAGAGAAUUGCACAGAUCUUUGUUUACACAGACUGCUGUAGUCUAUUAGCAGGUCGUUUCAGACUGGUUUUGAAGUUGUCAAGAAUGUAGCGCAUUUUGAAUACGUCUCUUCGGAGGGGAGGAUCUUUCUUGUUUGUCAGUCUUGCACUAUUUCCAAUAUUUCUCGGACAAACCUGGUUUCAGUAACACUCCUUUGCAUCGUGUAUCUCCUGUUGGGGUCCGAGAAGCAAAACAUAAUGGACAUUUUCCCUUCAACCAUGGGAAGAAACGUUUCGUCUCCUGAAGCCCCAUAAACGCUGUUCUGAACAGGAUUUGAAGCAUAGUUUUUCAAAUAUAUUUUCCCCCGGUUUUGAUGGCUAUAGUUCGCCAACAAGAUUCCUGGAUCUGAAUUUUUUAUACUGUGUUCAGUUUCCAUUUGCAUUCCUAUAUAGCCACUCUCCACACCCCUGGGAUUCGUUCAGUUUUAUCUGUCCCCUUUAAUGUACCGUUUGUAGGUAUUGAUAACUUUGCCAAUAGCUUGGUGCAGGGUCGUCCUACCUGGUGCAGCGAUGCUACAUUGUCAGUUUCCAUGAGCGCGCAGUACGCAGUUCCGUUAUAAACUACUGGCUAUUCUCUGGACUGUAGUUGCGCAUUUGGAAGGGCGGAACUAUGUGUGACAUCAUAAACCCGUGUACAAGGGUGUGUACGCAACCUCCAUGACCUUGGACGACCGAUUUUUAUAGUUGCGAAGGAGAGAAAGUGGGAGGAGCAAGCAUGCUCUUUUUUUUUUUUAAUCUUACAGCAUCAAAGAACUAUAUAUGGUGACUCUGGCUUUUUUCCCCCACAACCCAAAUUUAGUGGGUUAUUUUCACCCCCUUUUUAUCAGAAGGAAAAUUAAAGCAGUGGCUGUUAAUCUUUUUAUUCUUUCCGUUGUUGAUAAAGCAGAAGAAAAUCUAAGAAAGCACUAGAAAGAUCAAAAUAUAACAUUCCAAUCCUGAUUUUGUUUUCAGCGGAAUUGGAUCGCCCUAUUUAGCAGGUGUGGUAAGCAAUGGUUUGCCAUGUUAACUUUUGUCUUUUUAUUUUCUUUUAAUAGUAGAAAACGUGUUGCAGGUGGAGCGUUUCUAUUUUAGUUUACCAUUUUGAAUGUGUUGGACUUAACAUACAAUAAACUACUGAUAUCUGCAUCA